GAGAUACGAUCCGAUUUACGCUGGAGCGCCGUAUAGCAGGUGUUUGUUUGUUGCCUAGCAAAGGUUGUAAUGUGUACACGCAAUGUGUAUGUACAAUUUCAUUCGCAUUCCAGUGAUUUUCGCAAAAUUGUUGUUGAUCUCGCCAAUUCAUAAGUGAAAAUAAAGUUGUAUGUACCUCAUAAUAAAUCUUGGAAAUGGCAUAUUACAGUAGAGAUCGUAUCGAGGAUGGUCUCCCAAGAUUAUCGGGAGGAGGAGGAGGAAGAGCAGCGGAUUUGCGACUUUUAGACGAUGAAAUUCAACGACUUGUCCACAAUCGCUCUGCUCCCCCAUCUGGGUCGCCUAACGCUUCGGCGUAUGCAAGCCCGAUGCAGUCGAGAAAACUGGUGCAAGAUCUACAUGAACAAGUCAAAUUGUACAGAACAGAAGCAGAAAAGAAAGACAAACUCAUACAAGACUUAUCCAGAGGGGAUAUCUUGGCUCACAGGAAACAUGUUGCAUUUGAAGACAAGUCCAGCCGUAUGUACUCUGAUGCGGUGCUAUCUUCUAAACUCUCACAACUCAAGAUGCAAGCGGAAUCAGCACCCAAGAGAGACCUGGCUCUUCUGCAUCUAAAAAAUGAACAACUCGAAACUGAGCUUGCUGAAGCCCAGGCCAAAGUUGCUGCUCGUGAACUCCAGCUGAAAGAAGUCAACUCCCAGCUGGAGCACCAGCAAUCCGAUGCGGCCCAGCACCUCACCAUCAUCCAGUCCCUGCGAGAUCGCAUCGGGGAGCUCAACAACCAGAGCGGGGUGCUGGAGGGCGCGCACGCCCGGGGCGAGUACACCAUCGAGGCGCUCCAGAAGGAGUCCGGUGUCCAGGCGGAGAGGAUCCUGGAGCUGGAGUCCAGGAUCCGAGACCUGACCACGGAGAGGGAGGACUCGGAGCAGAAGGCCCAGACGCUGCAGAGGAAGUUUGAUGAGGUGUUCCUGCAGCUUCGAGGAGCCAUGAAGCUGGAGAGUUCUUCUCCUGAGAGGAUGCUAGAUAAGGUGAAUGACCUUGCCCAGGAGAAUAUCAUGCUUCGAGGGAGGUUGUCCUCUCUCACUGAAGCCCACAACAGCAGCGAGCUGGAGUCCAAGGCAAGCCGAGAAACCAUCCAGAGACUGGUGGGAGAGAUCGAAAGAGAACAGAAGACCUACGUCGAGAAGGCUACCUCAGUGGAGAAACUGAAAAUGGAACGUGACAUUGCUUUCCGAGAUCGCAGCCACCUCGAGGCAGAGAACCGUUCUCUCCGUGAGCGUCUUGAUGCCAGCCAGGGCAUGUGGGCCAAUCGCCAGAAGGAGCUGGAAGAGAGAGAGGUGAGGGUAGCGAACCUCGGCAAGGAGUUCAAGACCAUCGAGUUUGAUUCUCAGGUAGCUAAGACAGAGCUGAAGUCUUUCAAGGAGUCCCUUGCUCUUCUGCUUUCCGAAGGUACCUCCAACUGCCAGCCACAUGAUGAUGUCAUCAAGGAGAGAAUCAAAGCUCUACAGGUUGCUUCCAGGGAAAACAAUGUGCAUGUGGAUGCAAUGGAAAGCAAGGUGAGACAGCUCUCCGAUCAGCUUGAAAGUCAAGCCAACCUUCACCAGGCAGCCAUCCGACGCGCCAGGGAGGCGGAGGGCUACUAUGAGGACCACAAGGAUAGGAUCCGGACUCUGGAAGGCGGUCUGGCCUCGAGCGAUGCUCUUAGAGACAGCCUCAGAGGGGAGAGGCAGAAAUACAUGGCAUUCCUGGAGAAGCUCGCCAAUGUCAUGAACAUGGAUGGUGUCUGUAAGGAUGUAGGCUUCGACAUGAAUGGAGAGGCUCUCCUCGCUCGGGCUGAGCAACUGGCAUCUAGAGAGGGCGGUGUCCUUGCUGACAAGAAUACGCACGUUUAUGCACUCCAACGAAAGGUCAAGACCCUGAAGCAGCAACUGGAGAGCAAAGACCUCCACCUGGAUCUGAUGAGGAAGAAGGUAGCCAACCUGGAGGAAGGGGUGAUGGGACGCUCCAAUCUCCAGAAGGACAAGGACGAGAUGGAAUGGAGCUAUAAGAAGCUCGGCAAGGAGAACGACAGGCUCCGCGCCGAGCUCGCUCGGGCCAAGAAGAUGGUGGUGGAACUCAAGGCAGAGAUGAUGGAUGUCAGCAACAUUAAGCUCUCUUCAAUGCAUCAGCAUGCCACAAUAGAAGAUCUGCAGAAGGUUGUAGAGAAGCUGGAGAAGAUCAAGGAGAAACAGGCCCGCAAGCUGGCUGGGAUGAAGCAGGAAUUGGACUUCACGGAGCACGAGGCCAACGAGACCAAAGCCCGCUCUGAGCAAUCAAUGGGUUCCAUGUCGGAGGAGCUCCACACCUCCAAGGUGCUGCUGGCUGAUCUCCAACGGCGAGAGCAGCAGCUGACCGACUUCCGACAGGUCAUCGGCAGGAUGCUGGGCAUGGACGUGGGCGUCCUGGCCGUACCCGACUACGAGAUCAUCGCCAGGCUGGAGAAGGUCAUCCAGGCCCACCAUUCGCACGCCAUCACCAGCCUCGGGGUGGAGAAUACCCUGACAGAGAUGGAGAGGGGGUUCAAACAGGGUUACCAAGAGGCAUCAGCUCUCCUAGGCAACACCAGGAUGAACAGGUCAGGGACGCGGUCUCUGUCACCAACCAGGAAGAAGGUUGUCCGUACAGAAGUCUACUAAAAUAUUAAUUACCUCAUUAGUAAAAGAAAACCUUGAUUGUAAAAUUUAUAAAUGCUCCUGGACAUUGAGAAAAUAUUUGAUAUUUUUCUUCCUUUUCUGGGAAAUAAGUGAAUCAUCAAUGGGUUCUCCUUUGUAGUUGUGAACAAAAAAUAUGAGGUGCCCAAACUUGAACAAAUCUAUCUUUAAGAAUAUAAAUGUUUUCAUAAGUUAUGCUUUGUGUCACAACCCAAAUGCAAGAAUAACUUUAUUUAUCAUUGUACUGUCGUUAAAACAGUAAAUAUAAUCCAGUGGAUUGAGGAUGGGAUAUGGGGGGGGGGCAGGACUGGGGCUCUAAAAGUGAAAUUACUUUUGAGACAUUUUGAUAUAGUUUUCUAAAAGGUAGAUUGUUUAUGGCUGAAUGUUAGUUGUUUGUAUACAGUGAACUUUGUAGUUAUAUUGUACAAAGUGUACAGAUUGUAUAUGUUGUGUUCAAUUUAAUUAAUUCAGUAUAACAUCAUGCAAGAGUUAACUAAAAUGAUCGUGAAAACAUUUUCUUUGUACAAAGCUUAAUAUUGAUAAUUAAUAAUGAUGGACUAGGGUAGAUAUUUAUACUGAAAUGCUUAUUUAUGAUAGAGAAUUAACCUGUACCAGUCCAUAUUUUGAUUAGUAUGGUUAGGACAUUUAACUUUUUAUGUCAUGACAAUCAUGUUCAAAUUUCAUAUGUAAGUCUUCUCAGUAUCUUGAGAGUUUGCAAAGUACAAAGGAUAGCUAUUAAAUAAGGUAUGGUGGAAGUAAUGUUUUUUCAUUGUCUUCACUUGCAUGUAUUGAGAGAGGUGGGGGGAGGGGGUUCCAGCAAUAUAAAAUAAUAUGCUUUGAUUACAGUUGUCAAAUUGGGAUACCUUUAAUUUUUGUGUAUGGGUAUUGCUUUGAAAUACAUAUUUGAUUUGUGCCAAAUAUUUUAUAUUUUGUUUUUUUUUAAGCUAAUUUUUGUAAGAAAUUUCCAUUAUUUUGACAGGCAGUCAGGUAAAUGUCUUUCUCUCUUAAUUACGUUAAAAAAAUCUAUCAUUUUUUGUAACCUGGUUGUUAGGUUAUGAAAACAUAUGAUUCAAGGAGAGGAUGCAUUAGUAUUUAAUGUAACUUUAAAAAGCACUUUGACAUACUGAUUGGUGAUGCGUCAAAAGGGGAAGGAAUUCGAAAAAUUAUCAUAUUUAUAUGGGUUGGGAUGGGUUAUAUUGUGUACAACAUAUAUGUUAAGGAUAAAUGUUAUUUUCGGUUUCAAUUUUAUGCUUGUUUCUUUUCAAUUGUGAUAUGUUUGUGUUAUUACCAAAGAAUCAUGAUGCACGCAUGUUCCUUGUUUGUGAAACAGACUAGGAUAUGUACAGUAGCAUGAUGACUAUAGUCCUAUGAUAACAGUACUUUGUGAAGUAGUUGUUUCAUAUUAUCCCCCUCCCCUUUGGCUUUCCAUACACUGAUCAUCAUGUAGUAAGUACAUCAUUUCUUAUGCGACAGUCAUACCAACGAACCGACUUCAAACCAACUGUUGGUAUGCUUAAACAAGUGUAACAGCUCUCUUCAAUUGAUUUCGUUGGUGUGACUAGGAUUACUGUAGAGGCAUGGUUUGAUAAGUCCCAGUGACUGAAUAUUGUCGUUUGACAAGAUGUGGCUCUACUUCCGCCACUCUCCACCCAGGUGUAGAUGGGGUUCCAUGAAAUGCUGUUAGUUCCAUAUUUGAGAGCCAGGCUAAGUUGGUAUUUAUUAAUAGAUCACCUCAAGCAAUUUGUCUAGUGGAUAAAUGCACAAUAUAACUCAUCAUCAUCAUAACACUUAUAUUAGACGGGUCAAUUGAAAUGAAGUUCUAAUUCAUGUUUUUGGCUGUGCAUGAUUUGUUGUAUGACCAUAACCGCUUACAACAAAAUUUCUGCACAAAAUAUACCCUUAGGUCAGGCUUGGGUGCGAAAGAAGUGAAUUACCAUCGUAGUGACAUGUAUCAAUCAAUAUCUUCAUCUUAUUUUUUCAACUUUCCUUUUCUGCACCACCUUGCAGCUACAUAUACCAUGUGAGCCGCCUUGCUACUUCCUGUGUUUUCCUAGAUGUACAUUACAUUCUUUGACCCAAGAUCGUCAUAGCGAUCAUACCAUAUUUCAGGAAGUUUACUAUUUCCGUCAUUUUCUAUAGCUAUAGUAUUCAGCCAAUAUCAUCAUACCAUAUUUCAGGAAGUGUAGUAUUUCUGUCUUUUCCUCUUAAUAUCUACCGAAAUUCAUUAUACCAUAUUUUAGGGAGAGCAUUACUUUCUAAAUAUGUUUUUUCAGACACCUUGAGAUAAUGUUACUUAUUGUAAAAACAUUUUAUUGAUUGUAUUUGCUGAUUACCUGUGGAUGAAUUAACAUGGACCUGUUUCACAGAACUUGAUGUCAAUGGCACAGUACAGGUUAAGUACAGUGUCAUUUGAUUGGUGAAAAGGUUUAGUGAAACCUGGGUCCAGAUAUAUUUACCAUAGUGAUUAUGAUUAAGUAUUUAAUAUUAAUAAUUCUCAGGGAAAAUGCUGCUGUAAUCGAUUCAGACUAAUGAUUUUUCCUCUUGGUUUGUGUCUUUUCUUAUCUUAUGUAUUUUACUUUGUAAUCCUCUGUUAGUUGAUACCACAAUGACAAGAUGGCACCCCAAUUAGAAGUUAAAAAAACAAAAAAUUAUUGAAAUUAUUCAGAUUUUGUACAGACAUUGCAUAUAUAUAUCCUUGAAAAUUAUGCUAUGUACAUGAUAUUUUUGUUCUCUUAUGAAAUAUUAUUUGUUAUAAUGUGCAUUUUAAAAAUGUUUUCAUUGGUCUUUGGCAACUGUAUAAGUAAGUGAAUAUGUUUGAUUUGUGUUUCUUUUCAGUCAAGUAGCUUGUAAAUUAAUUUGAGUUGAUACCCCACUCCUAUGCUAUUCUUAUUGAUCCAAAUUGUUUGUAUUAGUAUGUGCUUAUUUAACCCCUUGUGCUGUAUAUAUUGUUUGUAAAUUUUAAGUAGAAAACUGCAUUUUUAAAAUGAUUUUGAUGUAUUUAAGAUAUACACUAACAUUCGUGCAAUGAAAUAUUUUCCUGAAUUCAUUCAUGUUUAUAUCUGUGUAUUCAUGUAGGACAUAGUGAUGUACGCGUACAUGUAUGCAAAAUUGUAUAGUGCUCUAUGCAUAGAUUAAAGAGAAAUAUAAAAAAAGAA
Molecule: messenger RNA, 5842 nt
Organism: Lytechinus pictus (painted urchin)
Lineage: Eukaryota; Metazoa; Echinodermata; Echinoidea; Temnopleuroida; Toxopneustidae
Product: coiled-coil domain-containing protein 170-like
Exons: 11
Coding region: 195-2672 (825 amino acids)
Source: RefSeq, a predicted model, not a curated record